AUGACUGUCAGUCGUCUUGCUGCGGAACGGAAUGCCAAGGCGCUGCACGAACUAUCUUUACAGCCGGGAAAUGAUCGGUGCGCUGACUGCAAGACCCGGAAUCCGCGAUGGGCAUCGCACAACCUCGGCAUCUUCAUCUGUGUACACUGCGCCAGCGUGCAUCGCAAGAUUGGCACACAUGUCACCAAGAUUAAGAGUCUGACACUCGAUUCGUGGUCAAACGAGCAAGUCGAGAAUAUGCGUAACAUGGGGAAUCGCAAAGCCAAUGCACUGUACAACCCCGACGAAGUGCGCCAUCCACCGCCUACCAACAUGAUCGACUCGGAGCGUGACAGCGAGCUCGAGAAGUUCAUACGCAAUAAAUACGAAUUCAAGAAGUUCAUGAAUCGCUCUGGGACCGCACAACCACCAGCGCCAUCGGCAGCCAGAGCUCCUCCUCCAGCGCGAGCGGCAACUGCACCAUUCGACGCGCAUCCUACAUUAUCCCCGCCUUCAUCCGCACCCGUCUCGUCCUCUUCGUUCGCGCAAAACCUGCCUCCCCAGCCAGCAUCAGCAAACCCGUUCCCAUCACAGCCUCAGCGCUCCUCGACUUUCUCACAUGCUGCUGCAUCAGCGCCUGCGAGACAAGCGUUAGCAUCCGGCGCGCCGAUGAGCGGAGCUAUGAACGACCUGCUAUCUCUGCAGCAGCCGCAGGCGCCGAGUGUCAAUGCUACCCUGCCACUACAGAUCUCUGCCUCAGCCCCGAUGUCCAUACCUGGUCAACAGAGUCUUGCGCCAAACUCGUACAUGACGGGCCUGAACGGGUCGAGUCCAAACUUCGCCGCAGGAUCCUCCCCGAACUUUGCUGCCGGCUCGUCACCCAACUUUGCCGCGGGCACGACUCCGCUAUUUACUGGCGCGCCAAACCCAUACAAUGCCUCCCAGUUCCAAAGCGCAAGCCCGGCAGCGAACCCAUUCUCGCAAAUGAUAGGUCAAGCUCAGCAACCGCAAGCGCAGCAGCCGUUUUUGUCAACGAGUAUGCCUGGCAACGCUUUCCAGCGGCAGCCUUCGCCAUUCCAGCAACCUUUUCAGCAACAGCAACAGCAGCCUUUCCAACCACAGCAACAACCCUUCCAAUCACAGCAACAACCCUUCCAGACCCAACCUUCACCGUUCCAGUCGUCGGCUCAACCCUUCGCACAGAGCGCUCCGCCAAAUCCUUUCUUUGCCCAGCAGCAGCAACAACAACAAACGCAGUACGCUGGUUCGCCGAUGGCCAUGUCGCCUCCACCUAUGAACUCGAUGUCGCCUCCGCCGAUGAACAUGGGGAUGAACGGUUAUGGACAAGCCCAACAGCCUCAGCAAACGGGCGCAAAUCCGUUCACGAGUUGGAUGACGCAGCCAUCGGCUCAACAACAGCCUGGCUUCGCGGGUGGGCAACAAUGGCGGCCGAUGUAA
This is a messenger RNA of Peniophora sp. CBMAI 1063, 1437 nucleotides long. The record is from the annotation of a GenBank genome assembly. Lineage: Eukaryota; Fungi; Basidiomycota; Agaricomycetes; Russulales; Peniophoraceae.